Sciurus carolinensis (gray squirrel) is the source of this 4656-nucleotide messenger RNA. RefSeq names its product HECT domain E3 ubiquitin protein ligase 2 (gene Hectd2). Gene Ontology annotation, molecular function: ubiquitin protein ligase activity. Lineage: Eukaryota; Metazoa; Chordata; Mammalia; Rodentia; Sciuridae. The transcript is spliced from 22 exons. Gene Ontology annotation, biological process: protein polyubiquitination. The coding region runs from base 84 to 2462 and encodes 792 amino acids. The record is from RefSeq and is a predicted model, not a curated record.
CAGCAGCGCCAGCCCCAGCAGCAGUCCGGCCGCCGCCGCCGCCGCCGUCGCCGCCGCCUCGCGCUCUUGCCAUCCGGCCAGACAUGAGUGAGGCGGAUCGGGCGCCUUCGCCUGCCGCGCCGCCGGCGGUGGCGGCGGCCGCCUCUGAGGAAAAGAAAGGGAAGGAACCGGAGCGUGAGAAGCUGCCACCCAUCGUGUCCGCCGGCGCCGGCGCGACGACGGGUUUGGACAGAGGAGACAAAGGCCAGAUUUCCACUUGCAGCAGUUUUGUUUCAACUGUUAGCCAGAAGAAAGAAGCCACUGAAAAUAGAAGUUCACCUGCACAUCUUGUUUCUCCUAACGUCAGGGAUAGUAAUGUAAGAGACCUACCACCAGUUUGCCUUGAUGUUAGACAAAAGCAGCGUAUCCCUAUAGAUACAUUAUCAUCUGAAACGAAGGCCCCAAUCCUUGCAGAACCUGUCCUUCCUGUCCAGCCCAAAACUAUGAAAGAUUUUCAGGAAGAUAUGGAAAAAGUUAAGUCUACAGGAGAUUGGAAAACAGUACAUGAUUUUUAUCUCACAACAUUUGAUUCUUUCCCAGGAUUAAAUACUAUAUUUAAGAAAGAUGCUACUGCCUCAUUUAAUACCAUUGAUGACUCUGGGAUUAAUGCUAAAUUUGUGAAUGCUGUAUAUGAUGCCUUACUUAAUACUCCUCAAGAUAUUCAGAAGACAGUAUUAAAGGGAAUCAUUAACAGCCUAUUACGAGAAUGGAAGGGCCCAAGAACAAAAGAUGAUCUUAGAGCGUAUUUCAUACUUUUACAGAAUCCUCAAUUUAAUAACACAUCUACGUAUGUCAUCUGUGCUCACUUGCUACGACAGAUAGCUACCUUAGUGGAAGCUGACCAUCAUUUCCUAGUUCACUGGUUUAAAAAAUUAUCACAGAAGAGGUUCAAACAAUUGGUAGAGAGAUUGCUGCAAUUUAUUUCUUUACGCCUGUUUCCUGCAAAGCCUGAAGAAUUUCCCCCUAUAGCAAAGUGUUCCUGGUGGAUUCCAUCAGCAUCUAAAGUGUUGGCUUUACUUAAUACUGCAAACAAUUUGGUUGAUCCUCCCCUUAUUCCUUAUACUGAUUUCUAUAAUUCUACAUUGGAUCACAUUGAUCUCAUGGAAGAAUAUCAUACUUGGCAGAGCUUUGGAAACUCUCACAGGUUUUCCUUCUGUCAGUACCCAUUCGUUAUUUCUAUAGCUGCAAAAAAAAUCAUUAUUCAGAGAGACUCAGAACAACAGAUGAUAAGCAUCGCAAGGCAAAGUCUGGUGGAUAAAGUAUCUCGAAGACAGAGACCUGAUAUGAAUAUGUUAUUUCUAAAUAUGAAAGUAAGGCGGACACAUCUGGUUAGCGAUUCACUUGAUGAGUUGCCAAAUGAAAAUUUUGGAGACAUUUUGAUACUUAGAAGCAUUAACCCGGAAAGAGCAGACUUGAAAAAGAAGUUGAAAGUUACAUUUGUAGGGGAAGCUGGUUUGGAUAUGGGUGGCUUGACUAAAGAGUGGUUCCUUCUUCUAAUUCGCCAGAUUUUUCAUCCAGAUUAUGGCAUGUUCACAUAUCACAAGGAUUCACACUGCCAUUGGUUUAGCAGCUUUAAGUGUGAUAACUAUUCUGAAUUCCGAUUGGUUGGAAUUCUUAUGGGACUAGCUGUUUAUAACAGCAUCACCUUGGAUAUUCGUUUCCCUCCUUGCUGUUACAAGAAAUUAUUGAGCCCUCCCAUCGUUCCUAGUGAUCAAAAUACACCAGUAGGCAUCUGCAGUGUUACCAUUGACGACUUAUGUCAAAUUAUGCCUGAAUUGGCCCAUGGAUUAAGGGAACUCUUAUCAUAUGAAGGCAAUGUUGAAGAAGAUUUCUAUUCCACAUUCCAGGUUUUUCAAGAAGAAUUUGGAAUAAUUAAGUCCUAUAAUUUAAAGCCAGGAGGUGAUAAAAUUCCAGUGACUAAUCAAAAUAGAAAAGAGUAUGUACAGCUUUAUACUGACUUCCUUAUCAACAAAUCCAUCUAUAAGCAGUUUGCUGCAUUUUAUUAUGGAUUUCAUAGUGUGUGUGCUUCAAAUGCCCUAAUGCUGCUUCGUCCAGAAGAGGUUGAAAUUCUGGUCUGUGGAAGUCCUGAACUGGAUAUGCAUGCACUGCAGAGAAGUACUCAGUAUGAUGGGUAUGCAAAAACAGACCUAACUAUAAGAUACUUUUGGGAUGUUGUGCUUGGAUUUCCUCUUGAUCUUCAAAAGAAAUUGCUACAUUUUACUACAGGAAGUGACAGAGUUCCUGUAGGAGGAAUGGCUGAUUUGAACUUUAAAAUCUCAAAGAAUGAAACUUCUACUAACUGGUUACCUGUGGCCCACACCUGCUUCAAUCAACUUUGCCUUCCCCCCUACAAGAGCAAAAAAGACCUGAAACAGAAAUUGAUCAUUGGAAUUUCAAAUUCAGAAGGUUUUGGACUCGAGUAACCUAGAAGACUUGAAAUAUAAUAUUUUAUAUGUAGCAUUCACUUCCCUCUUAUUGUGCCUUUAACCUUUUCACAUUUCUGUCUCAAAACACUUUCAAAAAGCUCCAACUUUAAAAGACUGAGGUUUUUUUUGUGAUCAAUUAUGAAAUAUGUUUAGUGAAGGCAUGAUUUUCUAAAAACACAGAAUUUUCUUGAGUGAGAAAAAGACCACGUGGCAGAAACGGAUAUGGGUCCAGUCACUCAUUUUUUAUAGCACUUUAUCAUUUUCCAUAAGUAGUUUGUCACAGGUGUUCCACUGGGAAAACAAAGUAUAGUGAAGAAUGCAUUUAUGACAUAGUUGAACCCAGUGGCAGAUUGUGUGCUACUAGCACACAGUAGCAAAGCAAAUAGCUACAUAAUCUUUAACAUAAAGCAUGUAGCCAUAUUUUCAUAUAGAGGUAAACAACAGUAUAAUUGCAAAUGCAGUUUACAGGGUUUUUUGAUAUACUGGCUUUGGGUCCUAUAAGAUUCUUUUCAACUGUUGCUGAAAAGCAUGUAAAUAAUUACAUAAUAGCCUGAGAAUAAUGGGAUUUUGAUAGUGUCAUUUAUUGCUAAAGAUUUAUUUUUACAAAGUAAAUUCAGGGUUUUAGAUGUGUAUACAGCUUUUACAAAUCAAUAAAGAUGAUUGUACAAGAGUAUUUUCAGACUAAUUGGAUUAAGGUUAUAUUCUUUUAAGUAUUGUUAGUCUGCAUGCACAUUGGCAGUAACUAGUUACCUGAAUACUCUGUAAUAUUUGUAUAUUGAUCAUUUCUUCUUAAGGAUCAAGACAUCAGAAAAAAUCAGAUCUAACUUAACCAUUGAUGAAUUAAGUCAAUUACAAGCACAAAAGAAAAGAACUUUUAUAUAUAUUUUGAUUGAUGUACAAGACUUAUAUCUACAUUUUUUGAUCACCAGUUGUAAUGAAACACUAAUUUUUGGAAAAAAUAGGAUAAGGUAUUUGACAAAAGUGAAUAAAAUAAUAACAUUUGUGUCAAAAUGAUGUAACUUGGCAUAAAAUUUAAGUUCAACAUUUUGGCCAAAAUGUUUGUUUUCCACUGGAUUCUGAACAUAGUACAUUCAAAAGCACCCUUUGUUGUUUGUUUUGUUUCUAAUAAAGUAGCAUGUAAAAAGAAACUGUAUUUUAAGUCACAGUAAGUGGGGAUUUUUUAAUUCAUAGCAAAUGAAGCAGUUUUAUUAGCAUAUUACAAAUAUUUCCAGAUCAAGACUUCUCUAUUCUUUGAUAGCUUUCCUUCAGAAAAUUCUGAAGUUCUAUUUGCAAUAAUAAUAAAACCAGCAUUUAGUACCAGCAUAUGGUUCAUAGGCAAAUAAUACUUUCCCAAAAUUUUUAUCUGAGUUUAGGUUAUGUUCUUGUUGCUGUGCUUCCUACACCCAACCAGCAGAAUUCUUCAAGGGUGGAGGAAUUAAUCAACUUGUUUUUCAAUCGUUCUGAACCCAAACCACAAAUCUAUUUGAGGAAAAGUAGUUACUUCAUUUACUGUUCUCUGAGACAGAAGUGACUGUGUUUUUCUAUUUGAGUAUACUGUUAAAGGGUGUUUCUUCUUUAAAAUCUUGGAAAGCCUAAGAGAGUUAAAGGCAUAUUGGUUUUGAUUUGCUUUGUUUUACUGUUUUUAAUCCAUAUGCAAAUAAAACUGCUUCUCUCUUACCCUGCUUGAACUAGAAAGUAAGAUGUUUAAUGUAGGUUACUACUAACUAAUAAGCACAAAAGAAUCAUGUAUAAGAAAUCAGAUAUAAGUAUUUCAAGUAAAAUGUAAACAGUUUUUAUUUGGUAGAAAUGACUCAUGGAAAAAUUGUGUUGGCUUAGUCUGCAUGUUUAAUGAUGUGCUUGUAUAUUGAUAGAUUUGUCACUUUUAAGUAAGUACAUAAGCAAGCCAAAUUUUAAAUGAUGAAAUCCAUAAAUAACUGGAGAAUUUUUGUUAUUUGUUGUUACUAAGUUGAAAGUUAUAACCAUUUAUCACUAAAUUGCACAUUACCCUUAUUUAUUUAUGCUGUUUUUGGUUUACAUUGUAAUAAUACCUCAUUUAUAAAGUAAAAACCACUACUGUUACAUUUUGUUAAUUUAAACAGCUAGAAAAUUCAUGUUGUUACUUUUUUUUAUAAUCUGUUAAUGAAUUCAUGAUUUUUGUAUCUGCCACAGUAAAUUAAAGCAUUACACAAUA